Molecule: messenger RNA, 2727 nt
Organism: Ectocarpus sp. CCAP 1310/34
Lineage: Eukaryota; Phaeophyceae; Ectocarpales; Ectocarpaceae
Source: the annotation of a GenBank genome assembly
CACGCAGCAGCACUAUCACAGCAGCAUCCUCUACAUCCAACAACUAGCCGCGAGUGCAGUAUUAGUACAUCCCACAGGUACAACCACUCACCAGCCGGCCAGCCAGCCUCUCGUCGUGAGAAAGAGGAAGACCUUUCAGCACAUAUCACAGGGUUCCAUACUUCCGAGGAAUACUACCAUAAAAGAGAGAGGACAUGGCUCGUGCGUCUUCGGUGCUCACGGUCUUGGGGUCGCUCCUCCUGGCAUCGACCUGCCAGAAUGCCUUCGCGGCGGUGCACCGCGUGAAGCUGUCGAAGCGCCCGGACAAGGAGUUCGUCAACUCCAAGCUGGACAAGGCCCACCACCGCCACCAUGAGGGCGCUGAAGAGCCUUCGAGGCCCGAAGAGGGUGUCCUGCAGGCGAACCUCCGCGGCGCAGUGGAGCAAGUGCUCAUGAGCGAGCUGGAGACGAGCGGAGAGGGCAAGGUGAUCGUCAAGGACUACCAAAACGCCCAGUACUACGGACAGGUGGAGAUCGGCACGCCACCUCAAUCGUUCGAGGUCAUCUUCGACACCGGGAGUGCCAACCUUUGGGUGGCCGGGAGCAAAUGUGGCUUGUCGUGUGGCCUGCACUCUCGCUACGCGGCGUCCAAGAGCUCCACCCAUGCUGAAGACGGGCGUGACUUCGAGAUCACUUACGCUAGCGGGCCAGUCAGCGGGUCCCUGUCUGCGGACACCGUCACGUGGGGUGGCAUCCAGCUCAAGGACCAGACAUUCGCCGAGGUGCAAGAUGCCAAGGGGCUUGGUCUGGCGUUCAUCCUGGGCAAGUUCGAUGGCAUCAUGGGCCUCGCCUUCGACGAGAUCAGCGUUGAGGGAGUUCCGACCCCCUUCGGGAGGCUUGUGGAGGAGGGGGAGCUCGACGAUGCGGUGUUCGCGUUCUACCUCGGGAACCAGAAGGAGGGAGAGCUAAUCAUCGGAGGCACAGACCCGGACCACUACCUCCAUGAAAUCAACUACGUGCCCGUCACUAAGAAGGGCUACUGGCAGAUCGACAUGGACAACGUCGACGUCUCCGGCAGCUCGGUGACCUCGGUCAAGUCUGCUAUCCUCGACUCAGGAACAUCUCUCCUCGUGGGGCCUAAGGAAGACGUCAAGAAGAUUGCAAGCAAAGUGGGCGCGAUCAGCUUCAUGAACGGGGAGUACCUCAUGCCCUGCUCGAGCGACCUUCCCCCGCUCACGUUCACCAUCGGCGGCAAGGAGUACACCCUCGAGGGAGACGAGUACGUCAUCAGCGCCGGAAACGAUAAGGUCUGCAUCCUGGCCAUCAUGGGCAUGGACAUCCCCGAGCCGAUGGGCCCCCUCUGGAUCCUCGGGGACGUCUUCAUGCGCAAGUACUACACGGUCUUCGACUACGGGAACGCCCAGAUCGGCCUGGCCACCUCCACCUAACUGCUCUUCAGCAGCAGUAGUAUUUUAUCCCCCAUAUGUUGUUGGCAUCAUCGUUUUCGACCAGGUGCAUGGUCAUGUGUACAAAAAAAAAGGCCUGAAAAGUUAACGUUCUACCGCCAAGUUCGCAGGGGGAACGAGUUGGGAGUCGAACACUAUGAAAGGGUGUCUCGGACCCCGUGUAUGUGGGGUCGAUCUUUGGUAGGUGCUGGCCCUGGCUAAGGUCAGUGUCUCUCUCUUAACUUGCUAGGGGAUGGGUAGGUUGUGUCUCGACCCCCCAAGCCAGCACCAGAGUUGCGCCGCGAUUGAAGGUUUGCGAGGGAGCGUGAGUGAAGCACUGUUCUGUCAGGAGAGCGUCCGGUCGCUGUUCGCGACCCAGCGCCAACGAGCGGUCUACGCAUCGGUUGGGGUUGGGGUUGACGCUUGUUCCUGGGCGCCGUGGUUGUUUGCCGACCGGGUUCCUUGCAUGCAAAUGCCGCCGUCGGCUGUCUUGUCGAAACAAGGCAUCCAGUAUAUGAUGGCAGGCGUGCGUCCGACAUUUUUUUCUUGCCGAUGAUUUUCUUUUGUGUCUUGUCCGCUCUUGUAUGUAUGUGUGGAAGGGUUUUAGCCUAUAAUAGUGACCGCUUUUGUACCGCAGAGGAUCCGGGUUUGCUUCCUUGCUGCCCCCGCUGUCGCCGCCGCCAGCGGUUGCUGCUUGUAAAUUCAAUAGCACAGCCCGUCGCAAAAGAUUAUUCGUUUCGCCCCUUGCGAUUGUGAUGAUGAUCGACAAGGUUCCGGACGAGCUUCGCCAGGGUGGGCUCGAUGAAUAUAGUAGAUUUGGGGUGAUUGUGUUUUUUUUGUGGAUUUUGGUGGAAGAUAACAGUGGGUUACGAUUGAGUUACGUGUGAUUAAAUGCCAGAAAAAAGAGCGAGGUACCAUCGGUGGCGUCGAGGAAUGACUUCCGUUUGGCAACAGACGCGGACGACAGUGUGUACAUGCAUGCUCCAGGGUAGUUCACGGUCGGCGAUGGCGACGAUACUUUUUGGUCUGGUGUGUCGUUUGAGAGGCUGCCAUUUUUUCUUCAAUCGCUCGGCAAGCUCGGACGGUUUACGCAUGUUUUCGACACUCAACCGCUCAGCCCACACACCUUCUCCAAGAGGGACGGGCUGCCGUCAAAGUUGAGUGCGACCGGGAGACGGCCAGCCCGCGAUGUCAUCGUGCAAAGGGUAGAGAUACCUGACGGUCAUUUCCCUCAAGGAAGACGACGUGGUCACACCUAAAACUACUAGUAGGAGUACUAACGUUUUUGUGUUGCGGCGCUUUC